Molecule: messenger RNA, 1682 nt
Organism: Somion occarium
Lineage: Eukaryota; Fungi; Basidiomycota; Agaricomycetes; Polyporales; Cerrenaceae
Source: the annotation of a GenBank genome assembly
AAUCCUGAACGUUGUCAAGCAAGCUUGAGAAGAUUGUUUGCCAGGUCACCCUAAAGUAUUCGCGUCCACUGAGUGCUCGAGACCCUCCACAAAUACCGGAUGCUGCUUCAGCCUGCCACAUACAGGUGUCGUAUUGAGUUCUAUAUGCCUCCAUUAAUGACUAGAAGCAGGUCAUCCAUCUUCGGUCUCCCUCACAUCAGUCAUUGCUGCGCAGAUGUCUGUCGCGUAUGAAACGCAAGUUCGAAUGACAUGAUCGAGGCGUUGUACUUGAGCCGAAUAGGCUUGAGAGUUCUCACCGUCUUCGAUGGCGUCUCGCUCGGUGUGGGUAUUUUUAGGCAUUCGUCCCCGUCCAGCCUUCUCGCGAAGAAACUUCACAAAUUCCCCGGCUCUCGAUUGGUCACAACACGUAUUUACACUGUUCUGCGCUAACAACAAGUCCCACAUUUUCGGGUCAUAUGCACGCGAAAUUGCCUCCAUUCUCUCGCCCCAUCUACUUGAUAGAUCUUUCCCGAUACACGGGCACCCGUCUCGAUUGAUUGGCAGGUUGACGUUCUACACUGCUCGUUGCAUACGUCUGUCCAUCGGUCUUCUCUCAAGGAUUGCUGCGCAUUCUCACAUCUUUGUUUGGCUCUAUUCAAAUAUCUCCAUUCUCGUCAUCACUGUUCCCUGAGACGACGAAGAUGUUCAAGUCUGCACUCACGCUUGCAUUGCUGCCUCUUGUAGCUCUUGCUUCCCCACAGUACGGCGGUGGUUAUGGCGCACCCGCAGGUGGUUCCACAACGUCCUCGUCCGCAGCUCCAGCCGCUUCGGCACCUGCUGACACUGCUGGACACCACAACGUCCAAGUUGGCGCCAACGGCUUAACCUUCGAGCCUGCCAACAUCACGGCUUCCGUGGGCGACUUGGUGACCUUCCUUUUCUCAUCCUCUACGCCUCACUCUGUGACUCAGUCGACAUUCGCUGACCCUUGCACGCCGCUGACCGGCAGCAAUGGCACCGGCUUUGACUCUGGUGUGACAACGGGAACUCAAUUUACCAUCAACGUCACAGACGCUUCCAAACCGAUUUGGUUCUUCUGCAAGUUCCCAGGUCACUGUGGUGCUGGAAUGGUUGGUUCCAUUAACGCGCCAUCGAGUGGCAACACCUUCGACAACUUCUUGUCAAACGCUAAGCAGAUCGGUUCAUCUGAACCCAGCAUCUCCGACAGUGGCGCUGUCACUGGUGGUGUAGGUGCCUUGGCCACUGCUGGUCCUACCUCCGCAUCUGCGCCAGCACCCAGUAGUACCGGUGGUUCUAACUCGUCUGGUGCUGGCCGUAUCGCUGUGAACGGUGGUGUCGCAUUGGUCGCCGCUGCUGUUGCUUUUGCCUUUGCUGCUUAGAGCAUAGAACCACUGGUGGUUUGCUAAUAUUCUGACAUAGACCAUACUAUAUUCACGUAAUGAUACCUCUGAAGACUUCGCAUUCGCGUCAAAAUGUUAUGAUCUUGUUCUCAUCCUCCGCAUCAUUCUCAUGCCUUGGAAGAUUCCUUCAGACAUAUCUGGAUAUACUUCUCGGCUUAACUUUAUUCUUAGGAGCUUUGAAUCUUCGUGUAUACACGCUUAGGACCAUCAUGAUGUCCACCUUCCCAAGUGUCUUUUUUUUUUUGUAAAGUGCCAUGCUCAAUCAAUUGUGAGUUCUCCGUU